Eremomyces bilateralis CBS 781.70 is the source of this 2134-nucleotide messenger RNA. RefSeq lists its product as uncharacterized. The transcript is spliced from 8 exons. The record is from RefSeq and is a predicted model, not a curated record. Gene Ontology annotation, biological process: DNA-templated transcription; regulation of DNA-templated transcription. Bases 60 to 2126 code for a protein of 688 amino acids. NCBI's taxonomy places the organism in Eukaryota, Fungi, Ascomycota, Dothideomycetes, Eremomycetales, Eremomycetaceae. Gene Ontology annotation, molecular function: DNA binding; DNA-binding transcription factor activity, RNA polymerase II-specific; zinc ion binding.
CGCGUUCAUUGCAUCGCUAGUAUAAAUGCUAUAAUCUCUCAAAGGAAUGUUGUGCAGCCAUGCCCUCAGAAUCCACCAAUGCUUCGCCCAUUGGAGGAACUUUGCAGCGAGCUUGCGAUAAUUGCAAAAACCGAAAGGUCCGCUGUGAUAAGGCGUUGCCAUGCUCGAACUGCAAAGCGUCAGGCACCGAAUGUCGAACGACGGUCGAGCAAAGAGAACCGCGACAGCGGAUUCUCAUAUCCGCUCACUAUGAGAAAAAGAUCGACUCCCUGGAAGAGAAGCUAAACCGCAUCGAGGGGCUCCUUCAAUCACUCGUUGAUUCAUCAAGUACCCGGAAGUCAAAUAAGUCGCAAGCGGGAACGGGAUACUUGACUCCAACACAGUCGAGCUCAAACCUGACCCCAAAUGCCCAACCGUCUCCUGAAAAGCCCGUCGAAUACGGUGGACAGCUCUCCGUCAACGCGAACUCAAUAAUCGCGCAGAAUUUCCUCAAAGAUGCAGUUGCAAGCAGUCCCUACACCUCCCAGAAUCCGGAGAUGACUGCGGCACUUUACAAUCUCCAGCAAAUCGUUGAACGACAGAGACAGCCCCAAAUCCGACCGUUUCUCGGCAAAAUCGCCAACGUUGGCAUCAGUCGCGAGGAGCUUCCUCCUAUUGACCUCGUCUUAGAAAUUCUCAGAAGACUCCAAAGGACCCUCAGUUUCGCUUUUUUGUGCUGCUUCCCUCACAUGUCAAUUCCCGUGUUCGUCGAAAAAUGCAAGGCGGUGUACUUCGACCCGUUCAUGGUCGAUGUAGCAACAUCUGUCAUUGUUCACGGAGGUCUAGCGUAUCUUUGCAAAGAGCAAGCAUGGAUGACCAAUGACCCAAUAGAGAAGGAAACAUUUGAGAAGUGUAUUACGCAAUUUCGCGCCAAUUUCCAAAAGAGCCUGAAUGAGAUGCCGUUGAAUAUGCCCGCCACUGGAGAAUAUAUUGACGCAUUGCUUAUCGCAAGUUCGGAUUCUAUGGAAAACGGACGGGUUAACCAAACCUGGACGUAUAACUCUGCCGCUGUUCGACUAUGCAUGAUGCUGGGCUACCACCGUGCUUCCACCAUGACGGACGACUCAAUCGAGGUGCGAGCCACGAAACAUAUCGCCUUUUGGUCGGCCUACAUCACGGACAAAUCGUUAUCACUUCGCCUCGGGCGACCUCCUGCUAUUCAGGACUUUGACGUAGAUAUUACCCCUCCAGUUCGGUUCGGCAUCCCUGAGAAGGACAUUUGGAUAGAUAAGAUCGGCUUUUGGGUAAAGAUGUCAAAUAUAGAAGGGCGCGUCUAUGAAGAAUUGUACAGCCCUCGAGCUUUGAAACAAAGCACCGACAGGCGGAUAGGUACCGCUGUCCAACUUGCGCAAGAUCUUGAGCAAGUAGGACUCGAGGCCACUACCAUAGAAAAGUCCAGCAGCGAGGGACCGGACUUUAUCAAACUCUUGCUAUCGUCGACGGUGGUCUCCAGACAUAUAGUAAGAACUCUCAUCUUUUAUGCUAUUCCAGGAGACAGCCGGGGGUUCGUCAAUAAGGAAUGUCUGGAGUCAGCGCGAAGCACACUUGCUUCUCAUAAUGCGAUCUCCGAGAAACACAAACAUGAAGACGUGUGGUCGACUUACCUCAACUUUGCAAUUAUCAAUGCGCCAUUGACGCCGUUCAUCGUUGUUUUCUGCCACAGCAUAGCCUUCUCGGAUGAGCACGACUUGGCAUUGCUCCAUGGCUUCGUCAAUUCCUUCGGUUCUGCCGUGCAGAAAACCGAAGUCUGCGCCAAACUCCACAAGCUCUGUUCCGUCCUUCACCACGUCGCGAAAACGUACGUGGAGGCAAAGAAGGCAGGGAGCGGGGCUCUGGUGCAGCAGCAAAUGAGUGGUGGUGUAGGCGCAGAGCAGACCAACAACCAAUGGGGAAUCGAUCAGUUCGACCGCUAUUUGAACGCGCUAGAACUAACGCCAGGCUUCAUCGGCAAUGCGACAUGGCCCAAUGGUCCCGUCACAGGACCAGACCAGCGGAUGAGCAUGACUAGCAAUCCCGAGAACCAGGUGAUCAUGAAUCUGUUGGAGGAUGAUUUGUCUUACCUUGACAUGGAUACAUACUUCGGGUAGAAGGAAGA